Messenger RNA from Triticum aestivum (bread wheat), 1659 nucleotides. RefSeq names its product cold-shock protein CS120-like. The transcript has 2 exons. Gene Ontology annotation, biological process: cold acclimation; response to water deprivation; response to abscisic acid. NCBI's taxonomy places the organism in Eukaryota, Viridiplantae, Streptophyta, Magnoliopsida, Poales, Poaceae. Gene Ontology annotation, cellular component: cytosol. The coding region runs from base 86 to 1459 and encodes 457 amino acids. The record is from RefSeq and is a predicted model, not a curated record.
CAUCGGCAUCCAGUUGACAAUCCAAUUCAAUCCAUAGCGCACCACACCCAAGAACACACUCACCGAGCAAGCAGUCCGUGAAGAGAUGGCGCAUUUCCAGGGCCAGCAGCACGGCCACCAGGCCACCCGCGUCGACGAGUACGGCAACCCUGUGACGGCCGGUCACGGCGUCAUCGGGACCGAAGGCUUGGGGCACUUCCAGGGCCAGGGCCAGCAGCACGGCCACCCCACCACCCGCCUCGACGAGUACGGCAACCCGGUCACGGCCGGCCACGGCGUUGGGCUGGGAUCCACCGGCACCGGAGUGCACGGCGGGUACGGGUCUACCGGCACCGGCACCCACGACACUGGCGGCCACGGCCGCCAGGUCGGUUUCGGUGCCACUGGCACGGGCACCCACGACGCUGGGGGCUAUGGAGGCUCUGGAAUUGCCCCUCGGCACGACACCACCGGCACUGGGGUUCACGACGCCGGUGGGUUGGGCACGCGGCAUGCCGCCACCGGUACCCACGGCACAGGGCACACGGCCGGGUACGGCGCCACCGGGACCCAUGGCACAGGCCACACCGCGGGGCUCGGCGGCACCGGCACAGGGAUGACCGGGACCCAUGGCACAGGCCAUACCGCCGGGCUCGGCAGCAUCGGCACAGGGAUGACCGGGACCCAUGGCACAGGCCACACCGCCGGGCUCGGUGGCACCGGCACAGGGAUGGCCGGGACCCACGGCACAGGCCACACCGCCGGGCUCGGCGGCACCGGCACAGGGAUGACCGGGACCCAUGGCACAGGCCACACCGCCGGGCUCGGCGGCACCGGCACAGGGAUCACCGGGACCCAUGGCACAGGGCACACGGCCGGGUAUGAUGCCACCGGUACUCAUGGCACAGGGCACACGGCCGGGUACGGCACGACCGGCACUGGGACCACCGGCGUCGGGAUCGCCGGAACCCACGGCGCCGUCGGCACACACCCUCAUGGCGGGGUAGCCGAGCACAAGACUCGUGGCAUCCUCCACCGCUCUGGCAGCUCCAGCUCCAGCUCGUCAUCCUCCGAGGACGACGGAAUGGGCGGCAGGAGGAAGAAAGGCAUGAAGCAGAAGAUCAAGGAGAAGCUCCCCGGCGGUAACAAGGAGCAGACCACAGCCACCGGCGGCUACGGGCCAGGGUACACGGGGACCACCGGCACUGGCGGGACCUACGGAGCCACUGAGGGGACACACGAGAAGAAGGGCGUCAUGGAGAAGAUCAAGGAGAAGCUCCCUGGCGGACACAAGGACAACCAGCCCCACACCACGGCUACCGGCGGCUACGGACCUGGCACCACUGGCACCACUGGCACCGGCGGCUAUGGUACAGGCACCACCGGCACAGCGGGGACGUACGGCGCCACUGAGGGCACCCACGAGAAGAAAGGCAUGAUGGAGAAGAUCAAGGAGAAGCUCCCCGGCGGCCACCACUGAACUGAGCCUAACUUGCCUCGGCCUCGUACAGAGUAGUGAAGAAUAAAGACUCGGGGAAUCGCCGUGUGCACAAUCAAGGGAUAGUAUUUAAGUGUUUUUAUGUUAUCCUUUUCUUUUCUUUUCUUUUUUUAACAAAAUGUUAUCUUUUUUAUCCGCGUGAUAGAUGUUGCAGUACUGUAAAAUGGCCUGGUUUCUGCGUA